Symsagittifera roscoffensis is the source of this 919-nucleotide messenger RNA. RefSeq lists its product as uncharacterized. Gene Ontology annotation, biological process: base-excision repair. The coding region runs from base 48 to 866 and encodes 272 amino acids. Lineage: Eukaryota; Metazoa; Xenacoelomorpha; Acoela; Convolutidae. The transcript is spliced from 3 exons. The record is from RefSeq and is a predicted model, not a curated record. Gene Ontology annotation, molecular function: alkylbase DNA N-glycosylase activity; DNA binding.
ACUUAUUAAAUAGAUCCAGAAAUGAAAUCUGCAAGCUCCAAUUAGCCAUGGUGAAGCGGCCUGUCGGCGCAAAAGUGCAAAAUGAAGUAGUCGAAAAGAAGUCACACUAUGGAGUCAUUUCUGAUGUCCGAAACGGGUGCUCCGAUUCAAUUUUGCAAACUAGAGUGCAACUUUUAGCCGAGACAUGUUUAACUUUCGAAGACUUCGACAAAUGUGCAAUAGAAUUAGCCAAAUAUCUUCUGGGAAAAAUAGUGGUGCGCAUAACGGAGAAUGGAGAAAUUCUCACGGGAAGAAUAGUGGAAACUGAAGCGUACCCUGGACUGACAGAUGUUGCUAGCCACUCAUUUAGAGGCAGAACUGAGCGCAAUCAGGCCAUGUUUAUGCCUGCAGGAACCUGUUACGUGUACUACAUAUACGGACGACAGAAUUGUGUUAACGUAUCCAGUAAAGACGAGGCUGGCGCAGUUUUGAUUCGAGCUGUUGAGCCAAUAGAAGGUCACUCGAUAAUGUUGAAAAACCGAAACAAAAAAGUCGAUGCAAGUCUUGCUCAAAGUCUCAAAUCUAUUAAAGACGUUUCAAAUGGACCUGCCAAACUGUGCCAAGCGCUUAAUAUAACGAAAGAUGAAUUCAACUGUCAACCUCUGACGUUCAGUAGAAGCACCGAAACUGGGAGUGAAAUUUCUGUUGUUCCGAAAUUGUUUAUGGCCAAAACCGAAGAAGGAAAUAUUCCUGAAGAUUCCAUUGUAGUUUCGACUAGAGUAGGAAUUGAUGGCUGCGGUAAAGAGGCAGCUGCACUUCCGCUUAGAUAUUUUAUCAAACGAAAUUUUUAUGUUAGUGUAGUUAAAAAGACAGAUAGUAUUGGCUGAAUUUAGUAAAAAAAAGUUCGAAUUUCGUAUGUGAUUUACCAAGUGAUUUAUAA